UAUUAUUACACAAAAUAUGUGGGGGCAACUUUGGCUAAAAAAAUCUAAAAAAUGCUUAUAUCAAUUUCUAUGGAAACAUCCCCUUCCUGGUAAUGAAAAUACUGUUGGCACAGAUCAUGGAGCAGAAACUGUCUAUUUCCUUAAUACAGUUUCUAAAAAAUUCGGUGAAAAGGAAAUUCAAUUAGCUGACAAAAUGUCUUCCUAUAUUGCUAAUUUUGUUAAGAAAUAUGAUCCUAAUGGUGGACAGUUGCCAAAAUGGCCACCACAAGAUGGCAAAAAUAAUAUUGUAAUGAGUCUGGGCGAUUCUUUUGGGGAAAUUCCUUUAGCAGCUAAUAAUUUGGACAAGAAGAUCGAUUUAAUUAAAAGAAAUUUUGCAUUAAAAAACAUUUUAUAA
Meloidogyne enterolobii is the source of this 394-nucleotide messenger RNA. Lineage: Eukaryota; Metazoa; Nematoda; Chromadorea; Rhabditida; Meloidogynidae. The record is from the annotation of a GenBank genome assembly.